AUGCAUUAUCAACCAGAAAAUGAAAUGAAACGUCUGGUCAAUGAAGCAUUCCGCGCACGUUUCCCGCAAAUUCAUGUAACAUUUAGCAAAAUUAACAGCAUCAAGAGGGAGCUUCAUCAGAUUGCAGUUGCAUGCAAAUUGGACGAUUGCACAACGGCGCAUGCCUAUGUGUUCUAUGAAAAAGUGCUCCUUAAGGUUUGCUUAUAUACUUUCUAA
This is a messenger RNA of Gongylonema pulchrum, 216 nucleotides long. NCBI's taxonomy places the organism in Eukaryota, Metazoa, Nematoda, Chromadorea, Rhabditida, Gongylonematidae. The record is from the annotation of a GenBank genome assembly.